GAAAGGUCAGUCGCACAAGCCCCGUGAAAAGCAUUCUGGGAUACAAUAUGUAAACAUCAACCUCAAACCUGUAAGACGCGAUAUACAGAAUGCGAAUUUGAACACACUUGAUUUUAUUUAUUUAUGAUUUUGCCUUUUAAUACAAACGGGGGCACUCGACUUCGUGAUUUAUCGGGAUGUGACUAUGCUGUCAAGAAGCGACAGUACUUCUGUGCAAGUGUCAGAAUGCUAGCAUCCAGUUAGCUCGCUGCUGGAUCACAUUCAUGCGCUUGUAGUUGUCUUACAUUACGACGGAUUCGUUCAUUCUUUGUUACCGGCAGACCAGACUCCUCUUCCUACUGUGAAGGAUGGGUGUAAAAACCUUCACUCACAACUCCCCCAGUCACAGCCAGGAGCUUUUGGACAAGCUCAACACCCUACGCAGUGAGGGCCACUUCUGUGACGUCACUAUCCGAGUACAGGGCCAGAUGUUCUCGGCCCACAAGGUAGUGCUAGCCUGCUGUAGUGACUUCCUUCGAGCAAAGCUGUCUGGGAAGCUGGCUGAAGAAGACACUGUAAUUGUAGGCGAAGAUAACAAACAUGUGCUGGAUCUCCAACAUGUGACGGUCGCUGGUUUCGCUCCUCUUCUGGAAUACGCUUACACAUCCACCCUGUCCAUUAGUACGGAGAAUAUCAUUGACGUACUAGCAGCAGCUAGCUACAUGCAGAUGUUUGCGGUGGCCAACACUUGCUCUGAGUUCAUGAAGUCCAGUAUCCUGUGGGGAGCAGGAGGUCCUGGUAGCACCCAGCCUCCAGUUUUACACAGGCCCCAAGAGACCCCUGAAGGCCAUGCGAGCUGCACCCUCGCUCCUGUAGAUGCCCUCUCACCAUCUCCGGUCUCAUCUGAGUGCAGUGUACCAGAGCGGCCCAUCCCUGUGUGCCGUGAGUCUAGACGCAAGCGUAAAGGCUUUGCAAGCCCGCAACCAGCAUCCUCAACCUCUCCACAAGUCCCCAACCCCUCUCCAUCCUCUUCCUCCUUCCCAGAGAGUUCAGCGCAGGCUCUGGAACCAUCUCUGACCUUCUCCUGGACAUACCCCUUUGGUGUGGACCGGCGGUUUGCACCAGAUAAGUCAAAACUACCCGAAAGUCUCCUGGAACCAUCCGGAGCGUCUGUGCAGGACUCUAGUGGACGGGCUUUGGUGGAGUAUCUGGCCUGCGAGGGCCCACGCGGCCUGGGCGUGACUGGGGUGGAGGAGGAGGAAGAAGAGGAUGUGCAGGUGAAGGUGGAGAGGCUGAGUGAUGAAGAAGUGCAUGAAGAAGCUUCUCAACCAGUCAGUGCUCCACACAGUUCUCUGAGUGACCAGCAGACAGUUCCUGGCAAUGAACACACCCAAGAGGAUCUACUCAUCAGCCCUCAGUCCUCAUCCAUUGGCUCCCUGGAUGAGGGGGUGACAGAAGGUCUCCAAUCCAUGCAGGGCACUCCGAACACUACUGGUCACAUGGAAGAGGAUGAGAGACUGGAGAAUAUCCAGUACCCAUACCACCUGUACAUUAGCCCCUCCACUCGCCCAGGACUCAACAGUCCUGAACGGCCCUUCCAGUGCCCUACAUGUGGCGUCCGCUUCACUCGAAUACAGAAUCUCAAGCAGCACAUGCUCAUCCACUCUGGUAUUAAGCCAUUCCAGUGUGACCGCUGCGGGAAAAAGUUUACGCGGGCUUACUCCCUGAAGAUGCACCGGCUGAAGCACGAAGGUAAACGCUGUUUCCGGUGCCAGAUCUGUAGCGCCACUUUCACUUCCUUCGGUGAAUAUAAGCAUCACAUGAGGGUGUCUCGCCACAUCAUCCGCAAGCCUCGGAUUUACGAGUGCAAAACGUGCGGCGCCAUGUUUACCAACUCCGGCAAUUUAAUCGUACACCUGAGGAGUCUCAACCAUGAGGCAUCAGAACUAGCAAACUACUUCCAGACCAGUGAGUUCCUCCUCCCAGACUACCUGAGUCACAUGCAAGAGGAAGAGGGGCUGGGACACUUCGAGAUGAGUGAGCAGACCUUUGAAGCUUCUUCCUCCUCUUCCUCAGUCCAAACACCAGUUAUCUCUCAAGUUUCCUCUACCAUGAACUAUGACAGCCACACUUCUGCACCUCCUUCCCAAACCCCGAACCCCAGGUCAGGGCUCGGAGGAGAGGCCUCACAAGUGGAUCAUCCGAAGUCCACUGCUGCUGUGACCUCUCUGCAAGACCCAGAGGAAGACGAGGGAGAGAAGGACAGAGGUGGAGGAAAAAAGAAGAAAAGUCUAGUGUCAAUUACAAUUGAGUGAAAACGUUCCAUACCUGUAAACAUGUAUAAUAACAGUCAAUGUCCUGUUGCACACAGAAUACUUCUGUUGUUGAUAGCCUAUUAUACUCUCAGAAAAAAAAGGGUACAAAAGCUGCCAUUGGGGCAGUACCUUUGAAAAAGGUACACCUUUGUACUUUAUUUACCUGUAAAGAUUAAUAUCUUGAAAGUAUUGAUGCCUAAAAAGCACUGAUUAACGGGCCCGGGAUCGGAAUUAGCCCAUUUUCCGUAUUCAGUCUGGACCGGUGGCUGGCUGGUCAGUAAACUGGGGGGUAACCACAGGUCUUAAUAUGCUUGUCUGGGACAAGCCAAGUAGAUAGACCUCCAAAAUGGUGCUUGAACUCCAAAACUGUGCGGGAUCUCCACAUGCAAGAGUUAGUAAAUGUCUUUACUAAAAACAGCAUUUCUUUCAUAAAGUUGAAUUAAUCUUACAAAAAAAUGUAAGCACAUGUGAAAUAUAAAGUUAUAAAAUAUGCUGUAUAAAUAAAUAUGCUUUUAAACAUGUUUAAUGUAGCUCUCCUCUGCCCUGUCCCACCGCAAUACGAUGCUCUGGAGUUAAACCCGAUAAAAGCUGGAUCUUUGGGGUGAUGGCUCCAGAUCAAUUUGUCUGAAUGGACAAGAAGCCUGAUUAAAACGUAAAUAACAAAAAUAACCAGAGAAACUUGGCCAUCAAAAAUGUUCACACAAGAAUGAUUGUGAUUUUAUUGUAAAUGGAGACUGAUAAUGUAUUGAUGACUUGAUAGAUGAGCUUGCACAGCCUGUCUGAGUGAGAGAGAGAGAGAGAGAGAGAGAGAGAGAGAGAGAGACUCAACAGUAACUCAAAGAACAAUAGAGAAGCAUACUGCUGUAGAAGAUAAGCAACAUUACACGACCAAGAUGUUCCCUCAAAUAUCAAAAUGAUUGCAAUGUGACACUGAUUUUAUACCAUAGAAGUCCAAUUAACAAUUUAAAAUUAAGUGACUUUUUAGUCACAUUAUUGUCUUAAUGGUUUUGCUCAAUUUCUCUGCUUAAAAUAAUUCCAAUCAAAGCCACGUCAGAGCUGUUGUGUCUCCAAAGCAACUCAGCAGUAUUUCAUUACCAAAUGAAUCCAUUUUUUAAUGAAUAGGGUGAGUCAAAGAUUCAGUAACCCAUUUUUAAAUGCAGUCAGUUGCCUCGUUUAUGAAUGAAUCAGCCAUUUGAACAAAUAGGUUGAAUGAAUGAUUAAAUGACCCACUCAUUAAAACAGGCUUUUGCUGCUAACUGCUGGUGGUUUGGCUUCAUAUUUAAAAGUAUCCUUGCUUUUUUCCCCAACAUUUCGUAUUUGUAUGUUCAAAAAAUAUUUUUUUUAAACGUUAAUCUCAUGACAUUAGUUAUGCAUUUGUAAUUUUGCGGUGUAAAUGCAUGUAUAGCACCUCAGCCUUAUAAAACAUCUAAUGCCACUUCAGAUGCAGCUUCUGUUUCUUCUGCAGUGGAAGGAUAGAGUUUGUUGGCACUGAUUUCAUUUGAAUGGUAACAGUUCUACAGUUCCUUAUUAUUCUAACUGAAUAAAUAGGGGUUAUGCGCAACAGACUUCUGUAUUCUGUUAACCUGGUGUCGCGGCUUCCGGUUCAAGCAUUUUGCAUAUGCUUCGUUAAAUAUGAAGCGGUUUUACUAAAGAUGCCUUCAAAGUAGAUACCAAAGAUUAUCAUAGCCAAUCUCCAUCACAUAUGCGGAAUUAUAUCUAAAAGUUUAUUAUUUUUAUUAUUUUCACUAACAUUUAUAUAAAAUACAUAUAUAUAUAUAUAUAUAGUCUGACAUAAGUCAACAAUAAAAAACAGCUGACUACUUUACCGGAAUAUCUUAAAAGUCCAUAGUUAUUGUUAUUAUUAAUUACGGUUGUUAACACGUUCUCUGACAAGUGGAAACAUUGAGAACUGUUUUCUGGGUUUGGUCCGGUGACGUUCAACAUAUACCCUAUUGACACAAUUUAAGAAUUUGAUGUGAAAUAUGAGACAUACAUUUAAUAAGGUUAGGGAAAAAAUACCCAUUUCUAAACAGUGGGAAAUUACAUAUGUUUUGUUAUAUACAGCAGUGGUUCCCACUACAUAAUUUACAUAUAUCUUUUUUUUUUUUUUUUUUUUUUUUUUUUUUUUUAAUGUGGUUGGGAACCACUGAUAUACAGCAUCUAAUUUCUACCUCUUUUCCAGUCAGAGAUCACAUUAUCUUCAUAGUUGUUUAAGUGAGAGAACAUCUGUAACUUAGUCAAGAUUGGGGCAAACUUUAAUGUUUAAUUAUUUUUUAUUAUACAUUUGUAUUGAUUUUAGUUUUUAUACGAUGCCAAUUAUAGUUAUUUGAAAGAAAACCAGAAUCGGCAGGUCACACUUACAAAAAAAUGGAAUCGGCCAAGUAAAUUGCAAUCGGUGCAUCUCUAAUUGGCACCCAAACGGGUCAUUUUAGUACCUUUUGAAAAGGCAACACCCCAGUGACAACUUCAAGAUUUUUCUUUUUUCUGAGAGUUUAUGAUUUAACCGCUUAAAAACUUGGUGUUUCAUUAUGAAAAAAUGCAAUGCCUUUUAAUUUGUGGGGGUUACUUUCAAAUUGUUGUAGUGUCACAUUUGAUUUGGAUUUACAUACAAAUCUCUCUACAAGAUGAUCAUAGUUCUAAAUUUAAAAAAAGAAAAUUAAAACUUUUUAUUUUUAUUAGUAACCCAUUAAUAUCUGUGACUAAUGUUUUUUUUUUAUUAUUAUUUUUAUUACAUAAUUGUUGUUUUUUAGCCGCUUUGUGGAAGUUUGUUGAAAAUAAUCAAAUUGUAUAAUUUUUUUUUUUAUUGUUGUUCAAUCAUGAAUGAUGGUCUCCAUUUAUUAUGCGACUUCCUUUUCUCCUAUUUCAAACAAGACUUGGAAGCUUCAAUCCUCUGAGGACCAUUCCUAAAAUGUGAAAGACUGUGUUACUACUUCCAUGUGUGUUCAGAGCAAAAACAAAACACACUGAAUCCGAGUGGCACAAAACAACCAUGAAACCCUUGUGACUGACUAAUCUGAUGUGCUUUAGCGUGUUGUUUUGAAUAUGUGUAUAUGUGAAGAGUAGCACAGUUUUCCUAGCCCUCAUUUCUGCUGUAUGUGUAAUGCUGCUAAAUUUUUGUAAACUGUGCCUCUUGCCCAGCUCUCCGAACCACUCGUCAAUUUGAUCUAAAGAUCUGUAUGUGUAUUCUUUAAGUUUAACAUUCUUUUUUUGAUCGUGACAUAUGGAAGAAAUGUCACAUGGGUCACAUUUUAAUAGAGUGGAAGGAAGGUAAUAUUUCCAUAACCUUUCCCAUUUUAUUGCUGUUGGAAUUAUACUAUGGAAUUUUCUCCAUUACUUGAUGCCAUAGUUGUAUGUGCCUAAUAGUCUCCCAAACAAAGUUUAUGAACGCCUUGUGACUAUGGCAUGAGCCUUGAUUGAAACUUUGGAAUAUGUAGCAUUUGUUUCGUUUGGUGGUUGUAAUGAUCACAUAUCUUCGUUUCCUUCGUGUGAUAUUGCACCUGGCAAUCAGUCAGUCUCCAAGCUGCUCCAUUCCAAUAUGAUUUUGUAAGGAACAAAAAGUUUUAAUUGGUGUUGUGCAAUAUUGUUUUAGAUGAUUCACGCGGUCCAAAGUAUAAACGUUUUAUACUGCAGUGGACAAUGAGCUGAAUGACUGAAGGUAAUGAAAUAGAGGAAGGGGGCUAGUCGAGGGAAUACCCUAAAGUAUGUUCUCUUUGAUAAAAUGUUCAUAUGAAUUGUUAAUGUACAAACAGCAAAAGAAAUCGCAUUGUGUUACAUAAACUAGAUUGCAAUAUCGUUCGCUGAUGUCAUUUCCCUCGAGACAGUCUCCCGCUUAUCUCACUCUCUCCAUUUUUGUGACCGCCGGCUGUAGCUCAAACUCAAUUACUUCAUGGUCUGAGAGCUUGUAGUGACGCAUUUAUCCAGAAGACAAUAUUGGAUGUCUGUCCCAGAUUGCUCUUUGUGCCACCUGCAUGUUUUCUGUGCAAAAUGAAAUAUGGGUAAAAAAAAAAAAAGAAUAUAGCAUGGGUUGAUUCGUUUGUUGGAUGUUGUUUCAGAUAUGUGAAACUACCAUUUUGUAUACAAUAUUCAAUCUUUGGUGUUCAGUUGUUUGAGCAGAAAGAAAGAGUGAUAUUUCAGUAGUCAUAAUGCUUUUUUUUCAGAUUCUGUAUCGAUGACCGUUACCUUAAAAAGUGUCAAUUUGUACAUUUGUAAUAACAAUGUGAGCGUUAGUAGUUUUUUGACUUGAGCCUGUUUGCUUUUGUGACCAUGUCUUAUUGAUAUAUACUCUAUAUUCUUUUUUUAAAUCCUAUAGUUUUAGUCGUAUCUUGUGCCUUUUGGAUAUUGGAUCUUUAUUGUAUUUUAAUUGGCAGAAACAUGCAUUGAUAUGAAUUCAUAAUAUUUGUAGACAGAAUGCUGGUAGACUUCAAAUGUAGCUUGAAACUAAAAAUAUUUUUGAAGUGCUAUUCAACACAUGGUUUAAACUGUAUGUUUGUGUUUAUUUUCUUAAAGACAAAUGUAUUAGUCGUUUUGUAUCUCUUCAGUGGUUUUUAUCAUCUGUUUCUGUGCCAAUUCAGAUUUAUUGAAUGAUGUUUUGUAAAAACAUUACGUACAUCAAGUUUUACAGUAAAUGGUUACAGCCUAACACUCCCAA
Messenger RNA from Carassius auratus (goldfish), 6942 nucleotides. RefSeq names its product zinc finger and BTB domain-containing protein 44-like. Gene Ontology annotation, biological process: regulation of transcription by RNA polymerase II. The record is from RefSeq and is a predicted model, not a curated record. Lineage: Eukaryota; Metazoa; Chordata; Actinopteri; Cypriniformes; Cyprinidae. The transcript has 6 exons. Gene Ontology annotation, molecular function: protein binding; DNA-binding transcription factor activity, RNA polymerase II-specific; RNA polymerase II cis-regulatory region sequence-specific DNA binding. Bases 348 to 2294 code for a protein of 648 amino acids.